Messenger RNA from Moesziomyces antarcticus, 1116 nucleotides. RefSeq names its product alcohol dehydrogenase. Bases 1 to 1116 code for a protein of 371 amino acids. Gene Ontology annotation, molecular function: oxidoreductase activity, acting on the CH-CH group of donors, NAD or NADP as acceptor. The transcript has a single exon. The record is from RefSeq and is a predicted model, not a curated record. NCBI's taxonomy places the organism in Eukaryota, Fungi, Basidiomycota, Ustilaginomycetes, Ustilaginales, Ustilaginaceae.
AUGGUCACCAACCACCAGGUCCUCUUCAACAAGGAGCAGCCCACCGGCCUGCCCAAGCCCGGCGUCACCACCAAGCCCAGCUCGGUCGAGCUCGACAUCGACAAUGUCCCCCUCAACGGCGGCGUGCUCACACGCAACAUCGCCGUCUCGCUCGACCCCACCAUGCGCAACCGCAUGAAGGGCGACAUCGGCUACUUCACCCCCGCCUACGAGGUUGGCAAGCCCGUCACGGCCAUUGGCAUCGCCGAGGUCGUGCGCUCCGAGGUGGACAGCCUCGCUGCCGGCGACGUCGUCUUUGUCUGGUCGCUCGGCAUCGAGGAGUACACGAUCCACUCGGCCGACGCCGCCAAGAUGUUCCGCAAGUUCGACGCCGCCCACCUCAACAACGGCCUCUCCAUCACCACCUACCUCGGCGCCGCCGGUAUGGCGGGCAUGACCGCCUACAUGUCCAUCAAGGAGAUCAUCGGCGACCUCAAGCCGGGCAACAAGAUGUUCGUCUCGGGUGCCGCCGGUGCCGUCGGACAGCUCGUCACACAGAUCGCCCACCAGGCCGGCGUCAAGGUCAUCGCCUCGGCGGGCUCGGACGAAAAGUGCGACUUCGUCCGCUCGCUCGGUGCCGACGAGACGAUCAACUACAAGACCGAAGACCUCCCCGCCAAGCUCAAGGCCUUUGCUGCCGAUACGGGCAUCCACUACUACUAUGACAACGUCGGUGGCGACCAGCUCGAGGCGUACAUCAACGUCGCCGCUCGCUACGGCAUCAUCGUCGCCUGCGGCUACAUCUCGGGCUACAACGUGGACAAGCCCGAAGACGUCGUCUACCCCAAGAACCUGUUCAACAUUGUCACCAAGGAGCUCAAGUACCAGGGCUUCAUUGUCAGCUCCUUUAUUCCCAAGUGGCUCGGCCAGUUCAUGAAGGAGAUCCCCCAGAUGCUCGCAGAGGGCAAGAUCAAGAACCGCGAAGACGUCACCUUCGGCGUCUACGGCGCAGAGGACGCCUUCCUCCGCCUCUUUACUGGCGACAACAACGGCAAAGUCGCUGUUCUUAUCGACACCGAGCGCGCCGAAAAGUGGAACCUCGGCAAGCAGAAGCAGUCGGCCAAGAUCUGGAACUAA